This is a messenger RNA of Pectinophora gossypiella (pink bollworm), 1584 nucleotides long. RefSeq names its product soluble calcium-activated nucleotidase 1. Gene Ontology annotation, molecular function: calcium ion binding; GDP phosphatase activity; UDP phosphatase activity. Gene Ontology annotation, biological process: proteoglycan biosynthetic process. Lineage: Eukaryota; Metazoa; Arthropoda; Insecta; Lepidoptera; Gelechiidae. The coding region runs from base 323 to 1513 and encodes 396 amino acids. The record is from RefSeq and is a predicted model, not a curated record. The transcript has 4 exons.
AUUGUCAAACUUGUCAUCGUCAGUAAAUUUUGUGGAAAUCGUGUAAAUAAUUCUUUUGGAUUGUAAAUCCAAGAUGAAACAGAUUUUUUGUCGUGUUUCAUCGCAAUCAACAGUUACUGUUUCCAUAUCACCUAAAUCCCGCCGAAGGACCUGCAUUCCAGUGAAAAUUUGAAAAAUAUAGUGCCAAUGAACUACAAGAAAUUAGUUUUCCUUAGUGAAAAUUCACACGUGUUAAUUAAAAAAUUAGCGGAAUUUAAUGAAAUACUAGUCAGUUUUUAAUCAGUUUAUUGGAUGGAACAAAUUAUGAAAUAUAGGUAACGUUAUGUAUGACUAUUACGAGUCGGAAGAGCAUAAAAUGAUGAAAGGCACUCUCCGGGAUUGGCGCAAGGCCUUGCGUACGCCAGCCACCUACAGGGUGGGAAACACCGUCAGAAUACAGCCGCAGUUUGUCCUCUUAGUCAGCUUAAUUGGAGGUUUCCUCCUCAUAUUGUUUUACUACAACUGGUGGACGGCAAGGCAGGCAGAAGUUACACACAGAUGGUCGCCCAUAAUUCGGCCAUACAACGCCACAUAUCCCCUUACACCUGCAUUAAUAUCAGGAGAUGUAAGGACAUACCGAAUAGGUAUAGUUGCAGAUUUAGAUACAAAUUCUAAGAGCAAAUCAAAGGCUCAUACAUUUAAUAGUUAUUUAAAAAGAGGAUCUUUAAUUUAUAAUCCAGUGCAGAACACUGUAACAGUGACAUGGGAUACUCAGCCAGCAACCCUGCUCACUUCUACAUAUGCACAGAAAGGAAGAGGCAUGGAAUUGUCCGAAUUAAUUGUAUAUGAUGGGAGACUGCUGACAUUUGAUGACCGCUCUGGUGUGGUGUUUGAAAUAAUAAAUAACAAGGUUGUGCCAUGGGUAGUAUUAUCCGAUGGGAAUGGAAUGAUGGAGAAGGGCUUCAAGACGGAGUGGGCUACAGUAAAGGAUGAGAUACUUUAUGUAGGCUCUAUGGGCAAAGAGUGGACAACGUCCAGUGGAGAGUUUCAGACGUAUGAUCCGAUGUGGGUGAAAGCAGUCAAUAUGAAUGGGGAGGUCCAACACCUUAGUUGGGUGAACCAAUAUAAGGCAGUGAGAAUGGCUAUAGGCAUCAAAUGGCCCGGUUACAUGAUCCACGAGUCUGGCGUCUGGUCUCCCAUGCUGGAGAAGUGGCACUUCCUACCCAGACGGUGCAGUCAUGAACCAUAUAAUGAAACCAGAGACGAAGUUAUGGGUUGUAACUACCUGAUAACUGCUGAUGCUAACUUCCACCAAAUUCAAGCUUCUGAGAUCACCAAACACCAGCCGAAGCUUGGCUUCUCCUCGUUCAAGUUCAUUCCAGGAUCGAGAGACGAGGCCAUAGUGGCUCUCAAGACCACAGAAUUUGAAGGAAAAACUGCCACAUACAUUACUGCAUUUAAAACCGACGGCACAACGCUCAUGGUUGACACCAUUGUGGAAAACCUCAAAUAUGAAGGCAUAGAGUUCAUAUGAACGUGAUAUAAAUUCAUAAAAAUAGCAAAUAAUAUUAUGUAAAUAUGUACAAUAUACUAGUUUUGUUACAA